CUGUGGACCAAUGAUUUUUUUAUAUGCAGAUUAAUGUUAAAGUUUAACGAACAUCUGCAUUUCAUGUUUUGUCACAGGUUUCUAUUCUGCUGAGUAAGUGUCUCCAGAACUAAACUGGACAGACUUCUAUAAAAAAGAGUGUAGAUCUGCAUAACUUUCACUACUGCAUCAUGUAUUUCAUCAUGCAACUAUGGAUUCUACUGCUGAUUUUUCCCACGUACUUUGGCAUGCAAACUGAAGAGUUGGGACCUGCGAUCUUACACCGCCAGAAGAGGACGUGGGUUCUUGGUAGUAUUGAUAUCACUGAAGAAGAUGAAGGGCCUUUUCCCAAAGUUGCAGUAGAAAUACACCAUAUUAAGACAGCUAUAGAGAAAGUUAUAUUCAAAUUAAGUGGAAAUGGAACUGUGAAUGACUUGUUUUAUCUGGACGAAAGCUCGAAUGUGAUACUAGUUUCACGCAAAAUUGAUCGUGAAAAAACCCCAGUAUUUACAUUAUAUGUUAGUGCUUUCAGUGCAACUACACUUAAGAAAGUAAGUCAAGAUCUGAUGUAUCAAGUUCUGGUGAAAGACAUCAACGAUAAUCCACCAAUCUUCAAUCAAUCUGAAUACAAAGUAGAAAUAUCAGAAAAUACAACUGUGGGUGAAGAAUUUUUCAGAGUUAAUGCCACAGAUGCAGAUGAGAUUAACACACCCAACUCGCGAAUUUCGUACUAUUUGACAACUCAGAAAUUCUCAAAUUAUUUUCAAAUGAAUAUUUCGACUGGAGCAAUAAGUUUAAAAAAAUGUCUAAAUUAUAAGAAGAAGAAUUCUUACACCCUCACUGUGAGGGCAAGGGACGAUGGUCAUCCUGUUCUUAGCAGUAGCACAACAGUGAAGAUUAAUAUUUUGAAUGCAAACGAUCAUCUCCCAGUUUUUAAAAGAACUGGCAAUUUUUUAGGUAAAGUUAAAGAAAAUGCUGAGCAUGUGGUUAUACUCCGAGUAAGCGUUACUGACGAUGAUGUUCCACAGACCCCAGCCUGGAGAGCUAAGUAUAAGAUAAUAGAAGGGAAUGAAAAUGGGAAUUACAAGAUUGAAACAGAUCCAAAAACAAAUGACGGCAUUCUAUCUCUAGUCAAGCAUUUAGAUUUUGAAAAGCAUUCAAAAGGAACGCUGAAUAUCACUGUUGAAAAUGAGGAACCCUUUUACUUUUGUUCAGAAGUGCCUAAUGCACAAAUGCCAACCCCAGAGAGUAUCUCUGUGGAUAUCACUGUGGAAAAUAUCAAUGAUGCACCUGUGAUCCACCCUCCAGAAGUGAGAAUUACUCUAUUUGAAAAUAAAAUACCGGAUUAUGACCUGGUGAAGUUUAAAGCUACCGACCCAGAUAACUCUAAUCCUGAGAAAAUCAGGUUCACUAAGGCAUACGAUCCAGAAGAUUGGGUUACGAUAAAUGAAAAGACUGGUGUUGUUAGAGCUUUACAUGAAAUGGAUCGUGAGUCUCCUUAUGUUAAUGGAAGUAUUUACAGAGUUAUUAUUCAUGCUGUUGAUGAUGCAACACCACCUUUAACAGGCACUGCUACUUUGAAUAUUAUGUUGAAUGAUGUCAAUGACAAUAAGCCCUAUUUGCUCUCAACGUAUGAAAAACUGUGCUAUAAUAGCAAAACUCAGUUUGUGACUGUUAAAGCAGAAGAUGACGACUUGAGUCCAUUUGCAGGGCCAUUUAAGUUUUCACUUCUGGAUAAUGAACCAAAAGUUAAGGAACUGUGGGAAUUGGAUACACUGACUGGUUAUUCAGUUAAUCUCUUAAGAAGAAAGGAAAUUCCAAUUGGAAACUACACCAUACCUUUGACCAUUCAAGAUAGACAGGGAUUGGUCGAAAGGAACACAUUACAUGUAUGGGUCUGUUCCUGUCCUGAUGGAAAAAGAUGCCCUGCUCCUAAGCCACCAACUGCUGCUCUGAGCGUUGUUGCUGUUUUCCUUAUGUUUGUAGCUUUGCUGCUUUUGUUAUUGGGUCUUUGUCUGAUUAUUUCCAUGAAAAAGAGAAGUCUCUUCCCGUUCAGAACUGAGUAUGCCUGUGGAUCAAUUAUGCAAUGUGACCAGGAGGGAGCUCAUAUUGACAUUAAAAAAUUGUCAGAUAAGCUGCCUUUGCCUGAAGAAUCAAGUUUGAACUACAAUAGUUCUGAAAAAGAUAACGGGAUGACAGGAAAUAUGAGGACUUUUGGACAAUACAACGUGAAUGAUUCAGGAAUCCAGAUUUAUAGGCAUGAUUCGGAGAUGACAGGAACUAUGAUAGGGACUUUUGGACAAUACAACAUGAAUGAUUCGGGAAACUGGAUUUAUAGGCAUGAUUUGGAGAUGACUAAGAAGGGGAUUUUCGGACGAUUCAUGGAUGAUUCCAGAUCUCAGACUUAUCGGCUCAGUUCAGAUAACUUAACAAUUCUAAUGGAUUUCACAGGAAACUACAUAAACAGGAAACUGAAUGCUUACAAUGACAUGCAAACUACGUGUGAAGAUGAUCUGCUCCGUGCUUACAAGUAUGAAGGUGAAGAAAACAGAAGAGGAUCUUUAGAUUCCAUCACUAUUGGAAGUGAAUAUGGAAACAGUUUUCUAGAUAAUUUGGACUCCAGGUUCAAAACACUGGCAAAAAUUUGUCAAAAAAAUGGUCAAAAAUGACGCAGCUGAUACUCCUCAGAUUUAAAUGUCUUCAAUCUCAGCUAAGAAACUCACCCAGCAAUUUCAAGAAAUUCAAUUACUAUUUUCAUUUUGUAUGGCUGUUAGAAUGUCUUUUAAACAAUGUCGUUGUACCUACCUCUGCAGGUUCCUCUGGCAGCAAUUUCCAUACUACAUUCAUGCUACAUAAAUAUUGUGCAGUGACCAUCUUCAAAAAGAGAGAAUCUAGCCACCUAUCUUUGACAUUUAAUGACACUACCAUUGCUGAUUUCCUGUUAUUAACAGUUUGAGGGAUCACCAUUGCUCAGAAACUUGACAGGACCUAGCAUACAAAUACCAUGGGGAAAAAAAGCAGUUUAGAGACUUAGUACCUUCUAUUGAGAGACACACUUACCAAUACCGUUGGAUAUCAGAAAGUUUGAAAUUAGUAUUCCCAAAACAACAGGGAUUGUUUGCAAGUUAAUGAGAAGAGUGAAAGGGAGUGUAAAUCAGAUCUGUAUAGCGAUAAAGUUGGCAGAAACACACGUUUCUCACUUUACAACAUGCUGCCCCGUCCUAUCCACCCAGUUACAGAGCUUCCAUUCUAUUUCCUCUCCCUAUUUAUCUGCAGUUUGAAACAUUUCAUCUCUGACUUUUCUCAGUCCUGAUAAAAAGCCGUUAAUAUACACCAUUACAUUUGUUCCUCUCCAUUCAGAUGUUGCUAGAACUGUUGCGUAUUUCCCACAUUUUCAGUUUUAUUUGCAUCUGCAUUCCUCUGGUAAAACAAAUCAUUUUGAAGAAGAUUCAAGGCUCCGGCAGUAUAUAUGUUCUUGAGACAAAGUGCAUGUUUUAUCAGGCAUAAGUAUAAAGGUCAUUGGCAGACUAGGAGUCAAGUAACUAUGCUAGUAAAAGGUGGAGACAAGUACAGACUGAAUCUUUCCAUUGGCAGGAACCUGCAAUUUAAUGUGGAAAAAGAACACUUAUAUGCCUCUCACAAGAUAAAGCCAUUGUUUUUUUUUAAAUUGCAAAAAUAAAUUUUGUUCAUAAUGAAAAAUAUUUACAAAAGGAUAAAUGUUUUAUAUUCUUUAUGUCAUAUGGUUAAUAUCUUUAGUAGUGUUGACAUUUAUUUUUAAACCAUAGCACCAUUGCCACUGGGGUGAUACAUCAUUGGCUGCACUGAGCUUUAGUGCAUCCCAAAAGCAUGUACUCCUGCACCUUGGAACGUGCCUGUCAGCAGCAUUCCUGACAGACAUCACAAUGUGCUGGAAGUUCUGUGCAGACCAAAGGGCAUCUUUCACUGAGUUGAUGACCUUCCAGCAGCACAUGAUGUCUGCCUUGGUGUGUGAUCUUGGGAACAGCCCGUAGAUCAGAGAAGACCUCUGUUCCACAGCUGUUUGGGAUGAACUGAGACAAGGACCCUUGCAUCUGCCUUCACAUGUUCCUAGCAAAUUCACAGUCUAUACAGGAAGGAUCUGAUUUUCAGAGGACACCCCGACCGCCAACCACCACCAGCCAAGCAAGGUCUUGGAGCUCACUGGAAGACUCUGACAAUGAGACAUUCAGGUGAUUUGGUUGGUUUAAUCAGGGAACCAUCCCACAGUAUCCAUAGAGCACCAGUCCUGCGGUGGCUGUAGGAUAUCCUUUGCUGACCGUUGUCUGAUGGACUUGUUGUUAAAGGUGUUUGAACAUAGAACAUAAAACAUAGACGAGUACAGCACAGGAACAGGCUAUUCGGCUCUCAAUGUUGCGCCGACGCAGUUUAAAGGCAAAGCAAAAACACCCAAACACUAAUCUCUCCUACCUACAUCAUGUCCAUAUCCCUCCAGCUUUCUUAUAUCUAUGUGCCUACCCAAAUCUCUCUUAAAAGCCUCUAUUAUAUUUGCCUCUACCACCAUAGCAGGCAGCACAUUCCAGGCAUUCAUGACUCCCUCAGUAAAAAAAACUUACCCCUUACAUUUUCCUUGAAUCGACCCCCUCUCAUCAUCAACACAUGCCCUCUAGUAUUAGAUAUUUCUAUCCUGGAAAACUGAUACUCUCUGUCCACUCUAUCUAUGCCUCUCAUAAUCUUAUAAACCUCUAUCAGAUCUCCCCUCAGCCUGACACUCCAGACAAAACAACCCAAGUUUGUCCAGCCUCUCCUGAUAGCACACACCCUCUAAACCGGGCAGCAUCCUGGUGAAUCUCAUCUGCACUUUCUCCAAAGCCUCAAUAUCCUUCCAAUAGUGGGGCAACCAGAACAGUACAUAAUACUCCAGAUGAGGCCUAACCAGAGUUUUAUAAAGCAGGAACAUAACCUCCUGACUUUCAAACUCAAUGCCUUGACUCAUAAAAGUAGGCAUUCUAUAAGCCUUCUUACACCCAUUUCAACCUGUGUAGCCACUUUCAAGAAGCUAUGAAUUUGGAUCCCAUGAUCUCUCUGCUCAGCAGUACCGUCUCCUUGCAGUUGCCAUACUGAGUGCAACACCUCACAGUUGUCUGGGUUAUACUCCAUCUGCAACUGGUCUAUAUAUCGUGCUGUAUCCACAACUCCACCAGUCUUGGCAUUUACCAACCCAACCAUCUACAAUUUCAUCCAGGUCAUUUAUAUACAAACAGCCCAGGUCCCAGCACAGAUCACUGCGGAACUCCACUAAUUACGGAUCUCCAGCUCGAAUAAGUCCCUUCAACCUCUACCGUCUGUCUUCAAUGCACAAGCCAGUUCUAAAUCUAACUAGCCAAUUCCCCGUGGACCCCAUGCAUUAAAUCCUUUGGAUUAUCCUCCCAUGAGGGACUUUGUCAAAUGCCUUACUAAAAUCCAUGUAGACAACAUCCACUGCCUUACCCUCAGCAAUCUCUCCUGUUAUCUUGUCAAAGAUCUCAAUCAAGUUAGUAAGGCAUGACUUCCCACACACAAAGCCAUGCUGAUUCUCCCUAAUUAAGCCAUGGGUUUCCAAAUGCUCAUAUAUCCCAUACUUAAGAAUUUUCUCCACCAAUUUCCCUACAACUGAUGUGAGAUUCCUUCAAUAACUUGGGGUAUAUCCCAUCAGGCCCUGGGGACUUAUCCACCUUUCUACUCCUUAGAAGGCCCAGCUCUUCCCUCUCCUUGACCUCUCAUUGCCCUAACACAUUUAUCCACUCAGUACUGAUCUCCUGGUCCUCCAUAUCCCUUUCCUUGGUAAAUACUGAAGCAAAGUACUCAUUAAGUACCUCACUCUCUUCUAAGCAAAUGUUCCACUCUUUAUCCUUGAGUGGUCUCACCUUCUCCCUAGUUAUCCUAUGUAUGUAUAUAUAGAUUGCCUUGGGAUUCACCUUAUUCCUACUUGCCAAGGAUUUUUAAUGGCUCCUCCUGUCUUUCCCAAUUCCCUCCUUUAGUUUUUUUCUGGCUUAUUUAUACUCCUCAUGUGCUUCGUUUGAUCUGGCCUUCCGGAGCUUUACAUAUUUUUUCUUUUUCUUCUUGACUAGAUUCAUAACCUUUCUGGACAUCCAAGGUUCUCUAAUUUUUCCAUCCCCAUCCUUUCUUCUAACAGGAACAUACCUUUCCUGUACUCUGUGCAGUUCAUCUUUAAAUACCCUCCACAUAUCUGAUGUGGACUUGCCAGAGAAAAGGUGCUCCCAAUUAACACUUAGUUCCUGCCUAGUGCCCUUUGUAAUUUGCCCUACUCCAAUUUAAAACUCUCCCACAAGAACUAUAUCUAUGCUUAUCUAUAGCUAGUCUGAAAGAUAAGGAGUUUUGGUCACUGUUUGCUAACGGUUCAUCCACUGUAAGGUCAGUCACCUAGCCAGGCUCGUUACCCAACACCAGCUCCAGUCUGGUCCCUCCCCUCAUUUGACUGUCUACAUACUGAUUUAAGAAACUUUCCUGGAUACACUUAACAAAUUCAGCCCCAUCUAAACCCCUUACAAUAAAAAGGUCCCAGUUUAUAUUAGGGAAGUUGAAAUUGAAAUCCAUCAUGACAACAGCCCUAUUUUUACAUAUUAAUCUGAUUAUUAAUUUAAUUUGUUCCUCAAUGUCCUGGUGGCUAUUGGGGGGUCUGUACUACAAUUCCCUCAGUGUGACUGCACUCUUUCUAUUCCUGAGUUCCACCCUAAUGGAUUCAGUGUCAAACCUCUGCAUUAUGUCUCCUCUGACUGCAGCUGUGAUAUUGCCCCUGAUCAGUUGUACAAAUCCAACCUCUCGUUUAACUCCUCCUCUAUCUUUCUAAAACUUCAAAAACCUGGCACAUGAAUCCCCUCUCUCAACCAAGUGUCUGCAAUGGUCACAAUAUCAUAGUUCCAUGUACUGAUCCAUGCUCUAAGUUCAUCACCCUUACCCAUAAUGUGGUGGUGGCAUCCGUUAGUCUCGUGAGACUAUGGAUCUGCGCCUGGAAGGUCUUGCUUCCAUCUGUGUUAGAGCAGCGUCUGUUGUGGCUGUAGAGGCCCACAUGGGAGUGACAGUCUCAGUUGCAUCAACUGCACUUGAAGGCGCUGUCCUCUGGUGUUAUCUUGGUGCUGUUUUUCCAACGAGUGCGCUUUUCUUCAGCAGCAAGUCUCAGCUUCUCUUCUCUUUUUAGACCUCUGCAUAGUUCCAGCCUCCAGUGAGAGCGAUCGUUUGCGAUGCCCUCCCACCUCUUGACGUUCAUUUUCAGUGACUUCAUGUCCCUCUUGCAAACAUCUUUGAGCCAUGAUACUCCUAGCAUUAAAAUAUACACACUUCAAACUAUCCGACCCAACAUACCUGUUAUUUUGAUUUUGCCUUUCAAUACUUUUCCUAAUAUCUACUUUCUGGUCCGAUCCUUCCCUUAGUGACCUGGGGCUCCAUUUCCCAGCCCCCUGCAUAGCAAGUUAAACCCUCUUGAGUUGCAUCAGCAAACCUCCUGGACAGGAGAUUGGUUCCCCUCCAGUUCAGGUGAAAGCUGAACAUUGUAUACUGGUCAAUCUUUCCCCAGCAAAAGUUCCAAUGUUCCAAGAACUCAAAACCCUGUCCCCUGCACCAUCUCCACAGCUACUCAUUCAUCCAUGUUAUCACCCCUUUCCUACUCGCACUACCCCUCUGCCCUGCAUGUAAGCAAUGACAUUCUCUGAGCAGCACGAGGCUGUCAAAAAUUUUCCUGCCUGGUACAUCACAGGUUUGCUCUGGAUAGAUCAUCUGUUCCAGUAAAGACUUGACUGGUGUUAAAGGUGUAAGACUGAAUCUUUGCUCUUCUCUUUAGUCCUCUAUGCUCUCUGGGAUCAGCAGCUUGAUGUUCAACUUCCAUGUCUUGCUGCUUUCUGGAAUCUGCAGAUGUCAGGAGGAAUGAAGGAGGCAGUGAUAGUGAACUCUAGUGUGAUGCCAGCGGAUUAGACCGUGACUGCCUUCAGCAUACUGAGCUUUGUGUUGUGUCUGGCUAUGCUCUGUCUGUAGUAGUGCCUUGCAUUCUUUUACCAGUUCCAUCUGAAGUCUGGAGCUGCUGUCUGGUCUCCUGCCGACGCUGUUGGAUAGUGCAGCUGCUUUGAAGAUGCAGUUGAUGGUAUUGGCCAGAAUGAUGAGUUGGGCCAUCCUUAGCAGUAGUGGGGACUGUCAAAGGAUGGCCAGCCACUUGCUCCAUGACUUUCAAAGUGGAGUAUUAUAUAGUACAUGUUGUCUAUAUAUGUACUAUUUGACUUGAGUGAUUGGAAAGUAGCCUCCCUGCAGCAGAAUCCCUGGGGCAGAAGUGUAGCAAUUGUUGCUGCCCCUCCCCUGACUGUAUAGACAACCCACUGUGUCUUUCUCUGAUAGUUACAGAGGUAGAGAAAUCCACACUCUUGCAGGAAAGUCACAUUCAUCUUCACCUUGAUAAUGCAUUGCAAGACAUAAGUGUAUUGCACAGUGGUUUUCACGCUGCACAUGUUGACAAUAUACAGUCCAUUGUCAAUCAGCCUGAGCCCUAGCUCCACAGGUUUGGUGAACUACAAUAUUGCUUGUGAGCUCGGGUACUGGAAAGGUUGCCCCAGGGAGUGGUGUCCUUUGUGGUGAUGCAGCUGGUGUCAUCGUGGAGAAAUCAGUCUGUGUUCUUGUAUCGGCCUUCGACUGUUCUGUAGCCAAAGAGCAAAGGACAAAAGCCUUUGUAUUGCAUCUGGAUAUCCCAGAGCCGAGAGAAUUGGGCUUAUUUCUUCCUUCACUUGUGCUUAUCUCAAGGCUUUCCUCCUUCUCAUUGUCCCUUUCAUUUUUAUGCUUCCUCUUUCUGUCAACUUCCCACUUUUACUUUGUCCUGCAAAGAGAAGAGGUUGCUGCCAUCGGCCUCUUUUAUUUCCCUUACUCUUAUUCUCAGUGUCCCUAUGACUUCUUCCUCUUAACUCCAACCAUUCCCAUUUUUGUCCGCCUGACAUUCCCUCUUCCAUUGACUAUUCCUCUUGAGGAGGUGUCUGGGGGAUUGGGAGCUUGAGCCAGAUGGCCUUUCCUCAGUAUUGGUUGAUACUGCCUGCACUGGUUAGUAGUGUGUUGGUGUUCCUCUGGGGUUGACUGACCCCUUUUAUUGCCUGUGCAUGGGUACAGGCAAGUUUUAGGCAGAACUUGUAGAGAUGGCCCAUCUCUUCACAUCGAUUGCAAUUUCUGUUUUCUCUGCAGUCCUUGGUCUGGUGGCCUUCCUGCUUAGAUUUCUUGCAGAUGACUGCAUUGCAUUGGGUCACCACAUGUCCAGGCUUGUUGCAGUUAUGACGCUGUCUAGGUUGUAGUGCAUCCACAGUUCUCUCCAAUAGCAAGCACUGAGGGAGGAUGGAUGAUCUUGAUCUUCACCUGGCACCUGCUCAUCCAGAUCCCAAACAGGCCCUUGUUGCCCACAUAGCUUCCUCCCCCUCAAUGUAAGAAACCAGGAAGGUGAGGACAUCCACAAAAGGCACAUGUGGAUUAAACAUGCUCCUUCUGAGUGGGGAGGGUGACAACUGGCAGCAGAGCUUCUUUCAAAAGUCCUGUAGCAUCUUCUACCAUCCCACUGGGUGCUUGAAGUCAAGUUCUUAUUAUCUGAGAAAUCCUAGAGGCAAUAGGUGUCCUUUGUCUCAGACAUGCAGCAAUCCAACAGGAUUUUCUUAGUGAAAAGGUCUCAGGUGAAAGUAUUCUCCUCAUUGAGAACAUUCACUGUCAUUCUAACAGGAUUGCAAUUCCCUUGUCCUCUUCCCAAGGCGACUGUUGCUGCAGCCAUCUUGAUGGAGCUGGUUGGUUAUUAUUACUGAAAAGAAGUGUUAGGUUGGUUUCCCCUUCAACAUUAUCAUCCAGCCCCAUGACAGCAGCUCUCAUUAGGUAGCCACUUGAUCGUGAAGAGUCAAUAUUGUCUUCCUGCUCCAAAAUUUGAGUGUACGGAGAUCACCUAUGAAUCAGCCUAAGUAGAUUGGCCUUUAUGAUUCCCGUCUUUCUGAUCUCAGUCUCUCUCCUGCCUGGUAAGUAUGGCCACAAAGUCACUGCUACACAUGACAUGUACUUAUGCUCCAAUGGCUCUGAUAUGUAUACCUGAGAGAAAAAAAAUUGAACACACUUAGAUUGCAGAUAGAGUGCAGAUUGUCCAGGCAAGAAAGGCCUUCGAAGAGCAUUGCUUCCCCUUGCACACCAGGGGUUUGAAGAUGAGAUAAGUAAUCCAAGGCACACACACAAAUUAAUUGCUUUACUAACUUCAAGGUAUCAGCAGUUGUCAGCUUGUAGUUUCCACUGACUUUUAACUUGUUCUUGCAAGUAAAGAAUUCUAACAUACAUAGUUUAUCAAGUGAUCAAUAUCCAUAGCUGCUAGCCAAUUCUGUAUGAAAAUUGAACUUCUCUGUUCAGAUCACAAACAAGAGAAAAUAUGCAGAUGCUGGAAAUCUGAGCAACACACACAAAAUGCUGGAGGAACUCAGCAGGCCAGGCAGCAUCUAUGGAAAAAAGUACAGUCAACUUUUUUCGAUGUCCUCCUUUUUCAAAGAAAGGGGCUUCCCUUCCUCUGCCAUCAACACUGCCCUCAACCACAUCUCUUCCAUUUCACGCAUGUCUGCUCUUACCGCAUCCUCCCACCACCCUACCAGGGAUAGGGUUACUCUUGUCCUCAUCUACCACCCCACCAGUCUCCAAGUCCAUCAUAUAAUUCUCCAAAACUUCUACCACCUCCAAUGUGAUCCCACCACCAAGUACCUUUUUCCCUCACUUUCUGCUUUGUGCAGGGAUUGUUCCCUAGGCAACUCCCUUGUCCACUUGUCCCUCCCCACUGAUUUCCUUCACGACACUUACCCUUGCAAGCGGAACAAGUGCUACACCUGCCCCUACACCUCCUCUCUCACUACCAUUUAGGGCUCUGAACAGUCUUUCUAGGUGAGGCGACAUUUCAUCUGGGAGUCUGUUGGGGUCAUAUACUGUAUCUGGUGCUCCUGGUGUGGUCUCCUGUACAUCGGUGAGACCCAAUGUAGAUUUGGAGACCACUUUGCCGAGCAUCUAUGCUCUGUCCGUCAGAACAAGCGGGAUCUCCCAGUGGCCCCAGUUUAAUUCUAUUUCCCAUUCUCAUUCCCAUACGUCCAUCCAUGGCCUCUUUCACUUGUCAUGAUGAGGCCACACUUUGGUUGGAGGAACAACACCUUAUAUUCCAUUUGGGUAGCCUCCAACCUGAUGGCAUGAACAUCAAUUUCUCUAACUUCUGGUAACACCCCCCAACCCCCUUCACUAUUUCCCAUCUCCUUGCCCACCCAUUGCCUCCCUCUGGUACUCCUCCAUUUUCUUACUUCCAUGGCUUUCCAUCUCUUUCACCAAUCAACUUCCCAGCUCUUUACUUCAUCCCUCUCCCUCCCCCUCCAGGUUUCACCUAUCACCUCGUGGUUGUCUCUCCCCUUCCCCCAUCUUUUAAAUCUACUCCUCAGCUUUGUUUCUCCAGUCCCGCCGAAGGGUUUCUGCCUGAAACUUCAGCUGUGCUUUUUUCCAUAGAUGCUGCCUGGCUUUCUGAGUUCCUCCAGCAUUUUGUGUGUGCUUCUCUCUUCAGAAUUCCGAACAGCGUUUUGACAGGGGUCAUGCUGUUCCCCUUGUGCACAAGUAAAAUAAGGUGUGAUUGAGGAUUGGGUGACUUUCAGAGUGCAGUUAAGCAUCGACGGCAUCACCACACUGAUCUGAAGUCUGAACAGAGAAAUGCCAUUCUUAUACAGAAUUGAUUAGUUGUAUACUGAUACUGAUCAAUUGGUAACCUUGUGUAUGCUCAAAUUCCUUAUUUGCAGAAUCUUAUUAUGCCAAAUGGCUCUGGUUCCCUGUUCUCCAAAGGGAAGGUAUGCUCUUCAAAGGCCUCUCUGCAUUGGGCUGACUGUACACUAUCUGUAAACUGUCCUGCCUGGUCAUUACCUUGACCCUUGCUUUGCUGCAGCUUCUGCAAUGCCACCUCCGGCCAGUCAGUGUGCCAGCAGGGCAAUAAACAAAGGAGAUUCACUGCAUCAAUUGUUUCUGAUUUUCCAGUUAUUAAGAGAACGGGUAAACAGAGUGAAUCAUACAACUAGCUCCUGAUUUCCACGAGGCAACAGAUGUCAGUUGAAUUUCAGUUUAGGAUUUUAAUACAGACAGGUGUGAGGUACUCCUGGUAGGACAGAGAGAACAGGGACCUGCCAUCAGGAAGCAAAUACAGGAGCCUCAGGACUCACACCAGGAACAGUUAUUACCCCUCAACACAGGGAGGAGCUGAGGAGGAUUAAUGGCACCUAACUGUGACUCCUUUGCUUGCAUCUUUGGAAAGAGCUCCAUCUUUAAUAUCUCUACUUUUCCCUUUCAGGGUUCUUUUGAAGACCCUGACCUGGAGUUACAUGCUAACUACGGUUCUUUGUGGGAAUGGGACCUGCUCUCAGGGUUUCAUGAAUGGCCGUUGUUCAGCACGCCAAGGGCUCAGCCUAAGAGCUCCGCUCACUUUCGGAAGACUGAGAUUUUGUGGCUCUGGAGGCGGGGGGGGGGGUGGAGGUGUGGAACGCGGUAUCGGAGGUAGGUGCCUCUGCAGUAGAUCGGUGUGUCAUUGGAGAUGGAAGAUCUCAGACUGUGUGCUCAGAGACCCGAGAUCUUUGGGCACAGAGCUCAGAAAAAGUGACGCAAUGGACUUCCAACAUCGUAAAUCAGUGAGUUUAUGUCUCCCCUCUCACUGUGAAACAGAGACAUCUCUUUCUCGCUUAUUAGGGAGAAAGAGACAGACUGUAGUAUGCUGAAUACUGGCGGAACAAGUAGUCUUUGGGGUAACUGCAAGUCUGUGUCUUUGCCGUUGCUUUGCUCACGCUUGAGUGCUUGGUGGCGGGUGCUGAUAUUUUUUUUUGCGGGAA
Molecule: messenger RNA, 12830 nt
Organism: Mobula hypostoma (lesser devil ray)
Lineage: Eukaryota; Metazoa; Chordata; Chondrichthyes; Myliobatiformes; Myliobatidae
Product: cadherin-like protein 26
Exons: 18
Coding region: 171-2648 (825 amino acids)
Biological process (GO): calcium-dependent cell-cell adhesion; cell-cell adhesion mediated by cadherin; cell morphogenesis
Cellular component (GO): adherens junction; catenin complex; plasma membrane
Molecular function (GO): calcium ion binding; cadherin binding
Source: RefSeq, a predicted model, not a curated record